Molecule: messenger RNA, 3309 nt
Organism: Moesziomyces aphidis
Lineage: Eukaryota; Fungi; Basidiomycota; Ustilaginomycetes; Ustilaginales; Ustilaginaceae
Source: the annotation of a GenBank genome assembly
AUGCUCGCGUCGUCGUCACAGCGCGCAUGGCCUCAAGCCUCGCCAUCCCACGACGACUACGACCAGGCGCUCACCGUCCUGCGCAUCGUCCAGCCCGCUGCCAUCCUCGCCAUCGCACUCGCUUCGGUGCUCAUCAAGCCCUCCAAGAAAUGGCUCGCCCAUCUGCUCCAUCCUCGACGCUCCGAGUACGAUCAGCUUCGAGCUGAGGCACAUCGCGAGCACGACGACGACGACGAUGAGCCGCCCCAACCCACGCCCGUCGUCGUGCCCGUCCGCUCUCGCCGCCGAUUCCUCACGCAGUCCACCCAGCUCGGUCUCGCCGCUACCUUUUUCGCAUCGGGUGUUCUGAUCAUCCUGCGCGCCGUCCUGCCUCCGAAGGAAUGGCAGCCCGACCUCGCGCUCUGGGGCGCCAUCGAUCUGCAGGCGCUCGGUGGCCUGCUCGCCUGGGGCGCCAUCGUCAUCGCCGCUCUGUGGGAGGAAAAGGUGCGCGGCAGGGGCAGCUACGGAAGAGGAAAAUCCGGCUGGUCUCUCCUUGCAGGCGCCGCCACCGACAUUUGCCUGCUCGUUCUCUACAUGAUCACCAAGCAGCGUCGCGACCUGCCCAACACCAGCCGAUGGUCGAUUGCGCAGCUCGUCCUCAUCAUCCUCCGUCUUUUGCUGCUCUAUCCCGUCCUCAUCCUUGCUCUAUCGUGGGAUCGCGUGCGCUUCGUUCGCGCCGCGGACCUUGCCAACGAGACCGGCGUCGGCUCGGCACCUGGGCCUUCCACCUCACCCGCGCGCUCCGCGCCCGCCAACGCCGAGUCGGCGGGUCUCCUCCAGGCGCCUGGCGCAUCCGCGACGCCUUCGUACGGAGCCACUGGCAGCAGCGUCAACGGCGCCAACGGUAAGGACUCAGCCAAGAAGAACUCGGCUGGCAACUCGGGCACCCAGACGCCCAAUCGCGACCCCAACGCUUCCAUGGGUUUGUCGGUGGCCACCGCCCCACCGCCGCCCACCUUCAGCACGUUCCUCUACCGCAUCCGCUUCCUCUUCCCGUAUCUCUGGCCAUCCAAGUCGGCGCACCUCCAGCUCAUCGCAGUCGCCUGCGUCGGCCUCCUCUUCUCGGCGCGCGUGGUCAACUUCUUCACACCGCUCGCGCUCGGAAGGCUCGUCGAGGAUCUUUCGCAAGGCGCCUCGCCGUGGGCCGAUGUCGCCAUCUACGCCUUCCUCAAGAUGCUUCAGGGCCAGGGAAGCCUGCUCACCGUCAUGCAGAACGUGCUGUGGGUGCCGGUCGAGCAGUAUUCGGACCGCAUGAUGAGCAUGAUGGCCUUUGAGCAUCUGCUCAACCUCAGCAUGUCCUUCCACACCAAAAAGAAGACGGGCGAGGUGCUCAGGAUCCUGGACCGCGGCAGCGCCAUCAACAACUUCUUCCAGUACCUGCUCUUCAACCUGCUGCCCGUCUUUAUCGACAUCUUUGUCGCCAUGAUCUACAUGACGCGCACCUUCAGCCCCGCCAUCGGCAUCGCGCUCUUCGUCGUCAUGGUCGCCUACACCUGGACAAGCGUGCAGCUCACCACCUGGCGUACCGGCCUGCGCCGCGCCAUGAAUAACAAGGACUCGAUCUGCCGCGCCAUCUCGGCCGACGUGCUCAUGAACUGGGAGACUGUAAAGUGCUACUCCAACGAGGGCUACGAGGCCGAACGCUUCCGCUCCGCGCUCCAGGACUACCAGAAGGCCGAGUUCAAGGUGAUCGGCAGCCUCAACAUGCUCAACAUGGUGCAGAACCUCAUCCUCGCCUUUGGCACGCUCUUCACCAUCAUGCUCGUGGCGGGCAGCGUGGUGCGUGGCGAGACGACGAGCUCGCAGUUCGUCGUGUUCGUCACCUAUCUCCAGCAGGUGUACCAGCCGCUCUCGAUGCUCGGCACGCUCUACCGUGUGGUGCAGCAGAACCUCGUGGACACGGACAAGCUCAUGACGCUGCUCGAAGAAAAGACCGAGGUCAAAGACGUGCCCGGCGCCAAGGACCUCGUGGUGACCGACGGCGUCAUCGAGUUCCAGGACGUGCGCUUCUCGUACGACGGCAAGGUCGAGGCGCUCAAGGGGCUGAGCUUCAAAAUCGACCGCCAUUCGAGCGUGGCGCUCGUCGGCGAGUCGGGCGCGGGCAAGUCGUCGGUGCUGCGUCUGCUGUACCGCUUCUACGACAUCCAGUCCGGUCGCAUCCUGAUCGAUGGGCAGGACAUCCGCAACGUGACGCAGCGCUCGCUCCGACGAGCCAUCGGCGUGGUGCCGCAGGAACCAUCGCUGUUCAACAAUGACAUUCGCACCAACAUCCUGUACGGCGAUACCAAGGCGUCGGAUGAGGCGGUCGAGGCGGCAGCGCUUGCGGCGCAGAUCCACGACCGCAUCCUCUCCUUCCCCGAGGGCUACGGCACUGUGGUGGGCGAGCGCGGCGUGCGGCUGUCGGGCGGCGAGAAGCAGCGUGUGGCGAUCGCACGGACGAUCCUCAAGAACCCACCGGUGCUGCUGCUGGACGAGGCGACGUCGGCGCUGGACAGCCAGACCGAGAGGCAGCUGCAGUCGGCGCUCAACAAUCUGAUGCACGGCCGAUCGAGCUUGACCAUCGCGCACCGGCUGUCGACGAUCAUCAACUGCGACAACAUCAUCGUCAUGGAUGCGGGCCGCGUGGUCGAGGUGGGCUCGCAUGCCGAGCUGAUCGCCAAGAAGGGCGCGUACAGCAAGAUGUGGGAGCAGCAGAUCAAGACGCAGAAGGAGCAGGAGGCUGCAGCGGCUGCGCAAGAAGCUUCGCGCCAGGCGGACCAAGACGCACAGCCGACAGAAGCCGCCAAGCCUAGUGCAGCGGCGAUGACGGCGGAGCAGGACGAGCAGGAUGAGCCUGCCGAGGCUCAGCCGGGCAUGCUGGGCAUCGUUCCUCCCGCCGUUACCGGCGAGCCGGAGAAUCCGCUCGAGGGUGCGGGCGACAACGUAGAGCCGGCGGACGGUGCGCAGGGGCAGGGCGCGGCUGAAGGCGGAGAUGUCGAAGCGCCCAGCCAAACCGAGGUGCAGGCUGCGGCCGAGCUUGCCAAGUCGACCCAGCCGGGCUCGGAUGCAGGCGCAAACGGCAACCAGGGCGGGCUGACGGUUGAGUCGACCACGGCCACGAAUGGCGACGCCAGCGGUGCCAGCUCGCCAUCGCUGCAGGACGACUCGCCGUCCGGCUCGGACCUGGCGAGCAGCGGCACGCUCAGCAAGGAUGACAAGAAGAAGCAGCAGAACCGCAAAAAGAAUGCCAAGCGCCGCGAGAAGGAGCGCCAGAAAAAGUCGAGCGGGUAA